AUGCGGAAUGCUUUCGCACCCCUCGUCCUCCUCCCCACACUUGCGCUCGCUGCGCCCGACUUCGUAACCGGCUUCCAACCGGCCAUCCUCGAGGAAUCGCCCGCACAAAGCAACAACACCCUGAUCGAAGAUGGCGGUCUCGACCUUCUCCGGCGUCAGGAGUCAAACUGCGCAAGCGGAUAUUCGGUUUGCACCAGCAUUAACCGACCGGACAUCUGUUGCCGAACGAACCAAGUGUGCAGCGCCGACCGAGCAGGGAACGCCGCAUGCUGUCCCAUCGGCGCCGCGUGUACUGGAACAAUUGGCGUCAUAGUCGGACCUAGCACUUCGAUUUCUGUGUCCGGUACAACAGCGAGUUCGCAGACUGGCUUUUCAACGCCCACAAUCACGGGCACAGGCACGACCGAUGCUCCAUCUUUCGUUCAGUCGCCUUCCAAUGGUGCUUCGCCGGCCCGAUCCACGGUACCGAAUUCAUUCUACCCUUUUCCCUUCAUACCAACCACUUACACCGCUGCAGCUGCCUGCUCCUCGGCUUAUACGAGCUGUCAGUCGGAUGCUGCGAGCUGUACGGCUGCUCUAGCGGACGGCCGACAAGGUAUCACUAUUUCCGCGCCCAAUGGUGGUAUGACAGUGACGGCGGUUCCCAGCUUGGGGGCUCAAAGUGCUCAGAGCAUCUGCCAGAGUUUGAGCUCCAAGGCGUGUUAUGAGCUUCAAGUAGCAGCUUGCGCAAGUUUCGGAGGUGGUUCUGGGGCGGUGCCGACAGGAUGCGUAGAUCGGUACAAGGUAGGUGCUGGUCUCGCCCUGGGAAUUGCUGGCCAGAUGCUCAGGUGA
Molecule: messenger RNA, 831 nt
Organism: Periconia digitata
Lineage: Eukaryota; Fungi; Ascomycota; Dothideomycetes; Pleosporales; Periconiaceae
Source: the annotation of a GenBank genome assembly